Molecule: messenger RNA, 695 nt
Organism: Alexandromys fortis (reed vole)
Lineage: Eukaryota; Metazoa; Chordata; Mammalia; Rodentia; Cricetidae
Product: peptidyl-prolyl cis-trans isomerase A-like
Exons: 2
Coding region: 36-695 (219 amino acids)
Biological process (GO): protein folding; protein peptidyl-prolyl isomerization
Cellular component (GO): intracellular membrane-bounded organelle
Molecular function (GO): peptidyl-prolyl cis-trans isomerase activity
Source: RefSeq, a predicted model, not a curated record
GACGCCGCUGUUCCCUCUCGCCGCUUGCUGCAUCCAUGGUCAACCCCACCGUGUUCUUCGACAUCGCGGCCGAUGGCGAGCCCUUGGGCCGUGUCUCCUUCGAGCUGUUUGCAGACAAAGUUCCAAAGACAGCAGAAAACUUUCGUGCUCUGAGCACUGGAGAGAAAGGAUUUGGAUAUAAGGGUUCUUCCUUUCACAGGAUUAUUCCAGGAUUCAUGUGCCAGGGUGGUGACGUCACACGCCAUAACGGCACUGGUGGCAGAUCCAUCUACGGAGAAAAAUUUGAGGAUGAGAACUUCAUCCUGAAGCAUACAGGUCCUGGCAUCUUGUCCAUGGCAAAUGCUGGACCAAACACAAACGGUUCCCAGUUUUUUAUCUGCACCACCAAGACUAAGUGGCUGGAUGGCAAAUACGUGGUCUUUGGGAAGGUGAAAGAAGGCAUGAACAUUGUGGAAGCCAUGGAGUGUUUUGGGUCCAGGAAUGGCAAGACCAGCAAGAAGAUCACCAUUUCUGACUGUAGACAGCUCUUAAUUCUUUUGACUUGUGGACUUUUUACCCACCAGACCAUUCCUUCUAGCGACCUUAAGCUCUGCUGCUCACCGCCUUUGUUCUUGGCUCUCGUCUUGUCUGAAUGGCCUCCCAGUCCUGCCUGCUUCCGCCUGCGGCCUCCUGCAGCAGCCACUUGUACCGCGUAG